Messenger RNA from Cottoperca gobio, 2000 nucleotides. It is a transcript of the gene dnaja, whose product is annotated as DnaJ heat shock protein family (Hsp40) member A. Bases 177 to 1364 code for a protein of 395 amino acids. Gene Ontology annotation, biological process: response to heat; protein folding. The record is from RefSeq and is a predicted model, not a curated record. The transcript is spliced from 8 exons. Lineage: Eukaryota; Metazoa; Chordata; Actinopteri; Perciformes; Bovichtidae. Gene Ontology annotation, molecular function: ATP binding; Hsp70 protein binding.
UUCUAGACUCCGCCGCAGUCCAACGACACAUCCGGCCCCUCUUCUCAGCGCUCUCCAGAAAGUUCUGCACUGUAGAGCGGCUAUAAGAAGAACCAGCCAUCUUCCCUCACCAGCCUCAGCGUAACUCGAGCGAAAGCUAGGAUAGCAAUAUCACCUGGCAAUUGUAGGUUGUCACCAUGGUUCACGAAACCGGCUUCUACGAUCUAUUGGGUGUCAGCCCCAGUGCCUCACCGGAGGAGAUCAAAAAAGCCUACAGAAAACUCGCAUUGAAAUAUCACCCCGACAAGAACCCCAAUGAAGGAGAGAAGUUCAAGCUUAUAUCUCAAGCAUAUGAUGUGCUGUCAAAUCCAGAGAAGAGAAACUUGUAUGACCAAGGAGGUGAACAAGCAAUCAAAGAGGGAGGUAUGAGUGGAGGAACUUCCCCGAUGGACAUGUUCAACAUGUUCUUUGGAGGUGGAGGAAGAAUGCAGAGAGAGAGAAGAGGGAAGAAUGUCGUCCACCAGCUUAGUGUUACACUGGAGGAGAUGUACAAAGGCAGCACAAGGAAGCUUGGACUUCAAAAGAGCAUCAUUUGUGAAACAUGUGAAGGCUAUGGCGGUAAGAAAGGUACCAUGGAGAAGUGCUCCUCUUGCAAAGGAAGAGGAGUACAAGUCAAGGUGCAACAGAUUGGGCCGGGCAUGAUUCAGCAGAUCCAAAGUGUGUGUGCAGACUGCCAGGGACAGGGCGAGAAAUUUAGCUCUAAGGACCGCUGCAAGAACUGCAAUGGACGCAAAGUAGAACGCAAGAAGAAAGUUCUUGAAGUUCACAUCGACAAAGGUAUGAAAGACGGUCAGAAACUUACAUUCACUGGAGAAGGUGACCAGGAACCUGGACUGGAGCCUGGGGAUGUGAUCAUUGUUCUGGAUCAGAAGGAGCACCCCGUGUUCCAGAGAAAAGACGAUAACUUGACAAUGAAGAUGAACAUUAAACUAGCUGAGGCUCUGUGUGGUUUGAAGAAGACAAUUCAAACAUUAGACGACAGAAUCCUCGUCAUUAGCUCACUGCCAGGUGAAGUAAUCAAGCACAAUGACAUCAAAUGCAUUCAGAAUGAGGGCAUGCCAAUUUACAAGGAUCCCUAUGAAAAGGGGCAGCUUAUUAUUCAUUUCAAGGUCGAUUUUCCAGAGAAAGACUGGCUUCCAGAGCAUCUCAUGUUCCAGCUGGAAAGACUGCUUCCUCCCAGGGAGGAUGUGAUGAUUACUGAUGACAUGGAGGAGGUGCAACUCGGGGAGGUGGAUGAGUGGACCCAACAGAGACGCGGCAGUGAGGAAGCUUAUGGGGAAGACGAGGAAGGUCCCAGAAGUGGAGUGCAAUGUCAGACGCAGUAAUCAUGAGAAAUGUAUUGUAGAGCAUGUGGAGGUCUUUUUUUUGUUGUCGUUUUGGAAUUUUUUGUGAAAAUGCCUUUAAAGUCCUGUUUUUCACGUAGUAAUGCAAACAAUUAAAAUUAGGUUUAAAACAGUUGCCAAAGCCAUUUUUGUGCGACUCUCCUUGGACACAAAUAUGCAAGUGGACUACUUCUUUCACGUUUCAUUUGUGCUCCCCAAGUUAUAAAAACUGUAUAUUGGUGUUACUUUCUUAUGUUCUCUAUUUAAGAUCUGUGUAUUUUUUUUUUUUUAAUCCAUGUAUACGUUUCUAAAGAAAUCUAUGGCACAUAUGUUUUCUUUUUCUAAAGCUGAAAGGUCUACUUGUAUGCUUUCUGUGAAGGUAAUUUCAGUCGGUACAGUACAGGUCAUUUAGCAGACACUCUUAUCCAGAGCGACUUACAGUGAAAUAACUACAGGGACGGUCUCCCUGGAGCAACUCAGGGUUAAGUGCCUUGCUCAGGUGCACAAUGGUGGCAGCCCUGGUAUUAAACUCACAACCAUCUGGUGUUAUAUUUGGAAGCCGUACCACUAGAACAUCACCACCCCAGUCAUGAAAAACAUCUUUGGUUAUUUCUCAAUAAAAGUCCCAGAAUGCUUAAA